Messenger RNA from Echinops telfairi (small Madagascar hedgehog), 2966 nucleotides. It is a transcript of the gene SVOP, whose product is annotated as SV2 related protein. The transcript is spliced from 16 exons. Gene Ontology annotation, biological process: transmembrane transport. The record is from RefSeq and is a predicted model, not a curated record. Gene Ontology annotation, cellular component: membrane. Gene Ontology annotation, molecular function: transmembrane transporter activity. NCBI's taxonomy places the organism in Eukaryota, Metazoa, Chordata, Mammalia, Afrosoricida, Tenrecidae. The coding region runs from base 1 to 1626 and encodes 541 amino acids.
AUGGAGGAAGACCUCUUCCAGCUCAGGCAGCUGCCGGGCGAGAGUGCGAGGUCAGAGGACGACACAGCUUCCGGAGAGCAUGAGGUCCAGAUCGAAGGGGUUCGCACCGGCCUAGAAGCCGUGGAGCUGGACGAUGGGGCAGCUGUGCCCAAGGAGUUCGCCAAUCCUACCGAUGAUACUUUCAUGGUGGAAGAUGCGGUGGAAGCCAUUGGCUUUGGGAAGUUCCAGUGGAAGCUGUCUGUCCUCACGGGCUUGGCUUGGAUGGCCGAUGCCAUGGAGAUGAUGAUUCUAAGCAUCCUUGCUCCACAGCUGCACUGUGAGUGGCGGCUGCCCAGCUGGCAGGUGGCCUUGCUGACUUCGGUGGUCUUUGUGGGCAUGAUGUCCAGCUCCACGCUCUGGGGAAACAUCUCGGACCAGUACGGCAGGAAAACAGGAUUGAAGAUCAGUGUGCUCUGGACCCUGUACUACGGCGUCCUCAGUGCAUUCGCGCCCGUGUACAGCUGGAUCCUGGUGCUUCGGGGCCUGGUGGGCUUUGGGAUUGGAGGCAUCCCCCAGUCCGUGACCCUGUAUGCCGAAUUCCUCCCCAUGAAAGCCAGAGCGAAAUGCAUCUUGCUGAUUGAGGUCUUCUGGGCCGUUGGGACGGUGUUCGAGGUCCUCCUGGCUGUGUUCGUGAUGCCCACCCUGGGCUGGCGGUGGUUGCUCAUCCUCUCGGCCGUUCCGCUCCUCCUCUUCGCCGUCCUGUGUUUUUGGCUGCCGGAGAGCGCGAGGUACGAUGUGCUGUCUGGGAACCAGGAAAAGGCCAUUAAGACCUUGAAGAGGAUCGCGGCAGAAAACGGAGCCCCUAUGCCCCUGGGGAAGCUUGUCAUCUCCAGACAGGAAGAUCGAGGCAAGAUAAGGGACCUCUUCUCGCCCCAGUUUAGGUGGACCACAUUGCUGUUGUGGUUUAUAUGGUUUUCCAAUGCGUUUUCUUACUACGGAUUGGUUUUGCUCACCACGGAGAUUUUCCAAGUCGGCGACAUCUGCAGCAUCUCCAACCAGAAGAGGAAAGUGGAAGCCAAAUGCAGUCUGGCCUGUGAGUACCUGAAUGAGGAUGACUACAUGGACCUGCUGUGGACCACCCUCUCGGAGUUCCCAGGUGUCCUCGUGACUCUGUGGAUCAUCGACCGGCUGGGCCGCAAGAAGACCAUGGCCCUGUGUUUCGCCAUCUUCUUCCUCUGCAGCCUCCUGCUCUUCAUCUGUGUCGGAAGGAGCCUGCUCACCAUGUUCCUGUUCAUCGCAAGAGCGUUUAUUUCCGGGGGCUUCCAGGCGGCCUACGUUUACACACCUGAGGUCUACCCCACAGCGACGCGGGCACUGGGCCUGGGCUCCUGCAGUGGCAUGGCAAGAGUGGGUGCUCUCAUUACACCAUUCAUUGCUCAGGUGAUGCUGGAGUCCUCCGUGUACCUGACGCUGGCGGUCUAUAGCACCUGCUGCCUCCUGGCGGCAGUGGCUUCCUGCCUCCUGCCCAUCGAGACCAAAGGCCGUGGACUGCAGGAAUCCAGCCACCUGGAGUGGGGCCAGGAGAUGGUCGGCCGGGGGAAGCAUGGCCCGGGAGUCCCCAGGUCACAUUCUGGCUCCCAAGAGUAGUGACUGCUAGGGGGUUGAACUGGUCUUGGAGGCUGCGUCGUGCAGAGAGCUGGUGGGACCCAGUUGGGGCACCAACUGUCGGGGCUGCCACCAAGAACCGGAGACUUUGACCUGGACCAACAGGGCUUUGUGUCGUGACUCCAUUUGCCCAUUAACCAUUGAGACCCACCGAGGAAGGGGCGGCGCCGGCUUGGUGGGUCUGCUCUGUAUGCGUGUGCCAGGGGAGCGGGGUGGGAGUGGGGCAGGUUGGUAACAGGCUCCAGAUGGGUAAAGGAGCCCUUUGGGAGUAGCCAGAAUGGGCUGGCCGUGCCGUCCCUCGGCGACAAGUCAUCUCUGUAGCUGCAGGUGGGCCCAGAACCAGGGAGCCCUUGCUUGCGUAGGCGGCCCACCCCCACCGUGUGCCAGUCCUCUGUUCUCCACAGCCCUGGCCCCAGGGCUUUCCCCUUUGACACUGCAGUGGACUGGGCGAGGCCUCAGCGUCAUUUCCUUGGGUCAGAGAAAUGCCCCAAACAGCAUCUUUGUCUGCCGGCCCCCCACCCCCACGGCCUGCCUCCCCAGGACCUGGCUCUGGCAGGUGUCUGUGUAUUUGAAUUUGAGCCGUGCGCUCCUGCCCUGACCAGUCCCUCCCCUAGAGUUGCUGUCUGGGGCGCCAGGGGAUCCAGAUGUGUCCACGGGGACAGCUGGGCUUAUUAUGCUGGGGCCAACCUCAGAACGCUGCUUCUCCCAGAGCUGGGGUCAGAGACGUGAGGUCCAAGUCCCAAGACAAAGCCGGUCCCUCCCCUGCAGAAGCAGCGAGGUCCUGAGCUGUUUGGGGCUUCCUGUCUGACUCUCCGUGGCCAGCUGGAUGGUGACUCGGGAGAAGAAGUAUCGGGCUCUGAUUUCCUCUCUCAAUCUCUCUGUGAGGCACCAGAACUUUCCAUUGUGAGCAUACAUCCAAAGGGCAGGGAAACACCAGGCAUGCCCUCCUGUGGGACCAGUUAAUCCGGAAGCCACGCUGUUCUCCCCUCCCUGGCUGCUCGGCUGUAGGAUGGGGACUAGAGGGAGCCCCUAGGUGGGCAGCGUUUGUGUCUUCCCAAAGUAAGAGCUGGAAGUCAACUGGGAAUGGGUUUGGACAGAAGGUCAGGAGCUCUGCUUCAGCACCCACCUCCAGGGCUCCGUUGACGCGAAGCUUUCGCCCCAUCAUGAGGGUGGGGGCCUGGAGGAGGAGGGAGAAGCCUGCUGGGUCCCAUGACAACCCGGAGAAGACCGACCCCUGCUGGGAGCUGUCUGCUGGGCAUCAACAUGCCAAGAGGGCCACGUGUGUGCGUUCAUCUCGUAUUAAAACCUGUUGGUGAAGGGCA